AUUUCUGCAAUUCUAUCCUGUGCCCUGACAGCAGAGAACAGUCUGGUCACUUUGGAUCUGACGGCAAAGGUCCCCAGGGCCCCCAAAGAAUGAUCUCUCAUAAAGAAGGCUUGAAGAUUGUCUACUUGAUUGUGCUUUUCUUUGGAGUCCUGGGGAACAUGUUCCUUCUUUAUCUACACAGCCUUAAGUUCAUCACUGGUCACAGGAAAAAACUCAUAAGCCUGAUAAUCAUCAAUUUGGCUUUGGCCCAUGUCUUGAUGAUUCUUUUCAGGGGCGUUCCCAUAAUAAUAGCCAAUUGGGGCUGGAAAUCCUUCCUAAAUGACACGAUGGGUAAAAUCUUAACUUACUUCAUAAGAGUGACCCGGAGCCUUUCUCUUUGCAGUACCUGCCUCCUGAGUGCCUUCCAGGCCAUCACCAUCAGUCCCAGCAGUCUUAAGUGGGAAGAGAUUAAAACUAGAGCCCAGAACUGGAUUCCUGCUUGCUGUAUCCUAAGCUGGGUUUUCAAUCUACUUCUCAAUAUUGUUUCCCCUAUGAAUAUGAGUAGUCCAAGGAACAGCAGUAAUGAAAGAUGGAGGAUUGGGCACAUUUCUUUUGACUUCCAGGCCAUAAGUAUUAUAAAAAUUUUAAUGUGUGAGUCAGUUGUUGAUGCUCUGUUUGUGGGUCUCAUGAUCUACUCAAGUGGCUAUAUGGUGUUUGUCUUGCACAGACACAACCAGAGAGCCCAACACAUUCACAGCAUCAGCCUCUCCCCCAGAGCCUCCCCUGAGAUCAGAGCCACCAAAGCCAUCCUGAUGCUGGUGGUCACCUUUGCCUGCUGUAACUCACUCAGUUCCCCUUUUGUCAUUUAUGUGGUUUCUGCGAGAGGAACUGAAGACUGGGGGCUACGUUUGACAAUUGUACUUUCCAUAUUUUAUCCAAUAGUCAGCCCUUUCAUGCUGAUCAGCAUUGACACCCAGAUGCCCAGGUCUUUUGCUACUCUCUUAGGUCUGAAGAGCUCUUUUCAGGAAGGACUCUCUAGUUGA
This is a messenger RNA of Dromiciops gliroides (monito del monte), 1022 nucleotides long. RefSeq names its product vomeronasal type-1 receptor 1-like. Gene Ontology annotation, molecular function: pheromone receptor activity. Gene Ontology annotation, cellular component: membrane. The record is from RefSeq and is a predicted model, not a curated record. The coding region runs from base 90 to 1022 and encodes 310 amino acids. Gene Ontology annotation, biological process: G protein-coupled receptor signaling pathway. The transcript has 2 exons. NCBI's taxonomy places the organism in Eukaryota, Metazoa, Chordata, Mammalia, Microbiotheria, Microbiotheriidae.